UGGGGAGGGGGGUGGGAAGCAGAAGGAGGGGGCUUGGGGUUUACCAUCUGAUUUUGUAUUAUUAUUAAAUUUUAUUUGUAAAGGUAUUUUUUUAAUCUGGAGAUCGCCAGCAAAAGGAGGGAAAAAUAUCCAGUUUUCAUCGCAAAAUUAGCUAGGGCGAGAGCAAAGGGCUGAGCUAAUUGUAGCCUAAUCCUCUGCCCUGGAGGCGUUUGCAAAGCCCUGAGCAAGAAUUCGCCUUUUUUCCUCCUCUUUUCCCUUCCCUCUGUUAUUUAGAGACGGGAUUAUUGCCUUUCUUCUCAUAACAGCCUCGGCAGUUUCAUUUUAAGGGUUUUUUUUCCUCUCCACACACACACACGCACAAAAUAAACAGAAGAAGCAUAAAAAAAGAGAGAGGGAGAGAGAGAAACAGCAGCUUUAAAAAUAAUAAUAAUCACAGCAGGAUCUAAGGAACAAAGAUAGUAAUAAAAGCAAAAAACAAACCCAUCAACACACAAACCCAACAGAGCCCAAAGCAAAAGGGGGGUUUGCAGAUCUCUCUUCUGUGUUCAAGGUUGGUUUCACAAAAUAAACAAUCGGCUCAAAGUCGCCUAAGAGGCAGAUUCUGGAUAUUAUCAUGAUUACGUGUUUAUAGAGACAAAGGUAAUGCCAAGUCUCUUUAAUUUUGACCCUCUGGCUGGGCUGAAUCCUACCUCCCUGGAAAUACAGACAGUGCCAUGAAGCCACGAGUGCAAGGUUAAGUUCUUUAGCUGGUUAUUCUCCCAAGUGCUUGCAAUGGGGUGUUGGGGGGCUGAAACCGUGGUUUUACUUUUAGUGCUAUCAUAGAUCUGCUGUUAAAGAAAGAAAGGUCUCUGAGGAGAAAAAAAGCUUCAACGAGAAUCGAAUAAAGGAACCAGUCAGAGAACAGAUGUUGGUGCUGAUCUCAUUAAAGACGAGUCAGUGGUCCUGCAGCAGGCUGGACUUUGUGCCUUUGAUGCACACACAGCUAGCUGGCUGCAUAUGGGUUGAAAGAUGCCCCCUUUCAACAUCUUAUAGAGAGAGCUGUUUCAUGGCAAGUCCUUAAACCUGCAGUUUUCAUUUCAUGUCUUAAAUGUGCAUGAAGGAAUUAAACUGCACGAGUGAAUAACAGCAUUAGUUUCAAUUAAUUUUUAUCCUGGCAACAAUAAACUUUAGAAACAAAGCACUUUUACAUCCUUAAUUAGUCUUGGUUCCCAUCUGUAGUCUUUUAAGUGUCUGUUCCUUGAUUUAACUUUGUCCCUCCUUCAGAGCUGCUUUCUUUUUAAUUCUUUUCCCUUUUUUUUUUCUUGUUAUCCCUUCCAGACUGUUUCUUGUUUCUCUUCUGGAACCUUUCACUUCCCUUGUCCCUAUCUCUCUGCAGUUUAUUUCUACUGUAUUUUCCCAAAAUCAACAGCAGUAUUGGUUACCAUGGCCCCAAGCUAUGUGCAGAGGAGGGAAGAAGCAUGUCCCGUCUGUCUCUAACACGGUCCCCAGUUUCUCCCUUGGCUGCUCAAGGAAUUCCUCUCCCAGCUCAGCUCACCAAAUCCAAUGCUCCUGUGCACAUUGAUGUAGGAGGACACAUGUACACCAGCAGCCUGGCUACCUUGACAAAGUAUCCAGAUUCCAGAAUAAGUCGUCUGUUUAAUGGCACAGAGCCUAUUGUCUUGGACAGUUUAAAACAACAUUAUUUCAUUGAUCGAGAUGGUGAAAUUUUCAGAUACAUAUUAAGUUUCCUAAGGACAUCUAAACUGCUACUCCCAGAUGACUUUAAGGACUUUAAUCUUUUAUAUGAAGAAGCAAAGUAUUACCAGCUGCAGCCAAUGAUUAAGGAACUUGAGCGAUGGAAACAAGAAAAAGAACAAAGGAAACAUUUCCAGCCUUGUGAUUGCCUGGUCGUAAGAGUGACUCCAGAUCUUGGGGAAAGGAUUGCACUGAGUGGGGAGAAAGCUUUAAUAGAAGAGAUCUUCCCUGAGACUGGGGAUGUCAUGUGCAACUCUGUAAAUGCAGGUUGGAACCAAGACCCAACCCAUGUUAUUAGGUUUCCUUUGAAUGGAUACUGCCGGUUGAAUUCAGUGCAGGUGCUAGAAAGAUUGUUUCAGAAGGGAUUUAAUGUGGCAGCUUCGUGUGGUGGAGGGGUAGAUUCCUCCCAGUUCAGUGAAUAUGUGCUGUGCCGUGAGGACAGAAGACCACAACCCACCCCAACAAUCAGAAUAAAGCAAGAACCCCUGGACUAGAACCAACCCGUCCUCCUUUGUAACCAUAGAAGUGUUUAAUAGUCCUUUAUGUGAAACACUAAGGAUUUGCAAAACAGUAUUAGCAAACAAAUUGUGACUUUAUGUUGCCAAUUAGUGAUAUUCGAAAACUACCUGUCACAUAGCCAGCCAUGAAACACGUUUGAAAAACAACCUGUUUGUUUUUCAUGAUGAACAACUGAGCAUGCUCAGCGUACAAGGCUUUGUGGGAAUGUACUUUCAACCGAACAGCUGUGAUGUUGAAAAAGGCGAAGCUUCACAAAGUACUGACCCUUGAUUGGGCUUCUGCAGAAAGACCAAUUAAAGCAAUUUGAAUAUGUCAGCUGGAGAAACGACAGUUCUUUUGACAGCAUCCCUUCCCUCCUCAGUGAUAUUCUAAGGCAAUGAAACAGGGUCCACCAAAAGGAAGGUGGUACCUUGAAAACUGCACUGAGUAUCUUCCCUGUCUGAAUGCCACACUUCUCUCAUAUCAGAUUUAUACCUGUACACCUCCAUACAUUGUUACGUUUCUGUGAUUGUAACUCAUUUGUGCAAGCAAAUGGCUUAUUUUUAUAAAACAUUUACAACUGAAAUAACUCUGUAUACAGAAUACAAAAUCAGAGAAGGACCAAUUCAUAGUCAUCUGGUGCUUAAACUUUAAACACAACUGAGGACUAGUUGUGGCUAAUAUGUGCAAAAGUAGGGAUUUUUUAAUAAGGCCAUCUGACAUUAAAACAGCACAGCACAGGCCCCAAAUGUGGAGUUAUAGUUCUUUUGAGAUGCCAAUUUUCUCUCUCUCAGAGUUUCAACGUUUUACAUCAUCAGUGGAGUGGUGGUUCUGCCAAGCAUUUGCCAAAGCAUCUGCCAUUUCCCUUUGUUAUUCUUUUACUAAACAUACCUAAAACCCAUGUGCAGGAGCAGGUGUUAAAUAUUUCGGACACCCCUUACUCUCCAUGGCCCGGGAAUUUUUACAAAGGAUGAUAAAGCCCCAUAUUUCUCUGUCUGACAGGAGCAGGCCAGGUUUUGUUUAUUUUUUUCUUCUAUUAAUUUUGAACUACUAUUAAAAUACUGAUUUUCUAGCUGCCCUGUAUCUGUAUUUUUUGCUUUAAAGAAGCCAUUUGUCUGUAGGAGGUUACUGUUCCUUUAACAAAUACAGUAUCAACUCUUCUGACUUACGCAGCUUCCUUAACUCAGGAGACAGCACUGUGUUUGCAGGUGCAAGUAUAUAAAUAGCAUUCUGCUAAAUCCUGUUUACUGCUGUUUAGCAUGAUUGGGUCCUCAAUAACUAAUUCAUGUGUUAAUCACAAUUUAGUUUCUCCCACAGUAAUUUAUAGAAUACUGUUGUAGAUGCUGAAUUUUAAUUAAACUGUUUUUAGAUGCGUAAGUACAGCUAUAUAGAACAAGGUACUGAGUAUUAAGUAGUCAGCAUUAUUUGAUAAUUCUGUUUCUCUAAUGCCAUCUGAUUACUUGGGCAGAAAUUAGGACCUGGAGUUUAACACAGCAUUUUUCAGAAGUGCCUAGUGAUUUAGGGUCCCCAUGCUGGAGACUGUAUGUGGCUCUGAUUUUUAGAAAAUGCCCUCUGAAAAAUCAGGCUUCUUCAAAUUGCCCCCGAUUGGGCACCCAAAAUCACAAGUUACUCAUGAAAAUCUUAGCCCACUGGCCUGCUGCCUUAGCAGAACAGUUGACAGUUAUUUGACCAAAUCUGUCUAAAGAUUUUUAAUGUUAUUUUAUUUCAUGGUUUUAUGCUUGUUUGACACACUAAAUAAAAUUGCUAGGUACUGCCAUAUUGGAAAAGAUGGCACUACGUUACCUUUCUAUGUAAGAUAUCUGUAGAAUUGUAUAUUAUACAUUUAAUAUUGUAAAAAAAUUUAACGUAUAAUUGUCAUGUCUGUGUGUAUACACAUUUCUUAUACAGAACUUCAUGCCAUAAAACAUUUCUGUAAAGUAAAAGAUCAAAACUGCAGCAAGUUGAAUGAACACUCACUUUCUCUCCCACAUUCUUCGAGAGGUAAGAAACUUGGGCUGUAUUUCCACUGGCCUUUGAUUGAGUUCAGCUUAUUGUAGCCAUCUCUUCAAAAACAGUGUUUGUUUAUUAAUUCUAUAGAUUUAAUUCAAAUUCUUCUUAAAGCAUCAGUUUAGCUCCUAGCUUUUACCAUGUAUAUUCCAGUUUCGUAUUCAUUUCCUGAGCAGAGAGAAAUGGAGGCUGGACCCUUGUGUCUGUGCAUACUGUUUCAUUUAUUAACAUUCAGCUAGGAGAGGAAAGUUCUUCUGUAGUUACGGUACAUUCAGGCUUCAGGAGUAUGGGCCAAUCCUGCAGUCCUUAUUCAGGCAAAACUGCUGAAAUCAACAGGAGUUUUUGCCUGUGUCCCGGGUUGUAUCAGUAGGAACUGAUAUUAAGCACCUCUUACAAAGGGGUGAGGACUGUCAGCUCCAGUUGAAGUAAAAUGGAAGUUGAAAGGCCCUGUGCUCCUCUCAAGAUCAAGCCCAUAGGCAGAAUGCUUUAGAUGUAUGUAGAGAGCCAUUAAGUAUUUGUGGUUUUGUUUGUCUGUUUUCUUCUGUUUGGUGUUCACCAUAUUUUUAUAGCUCAAUAAAGCAGCUACAGUACCGACAGCAGUUUGGUAAGGUGGCAUCAUAAAAGAUUCCAGGCUGCUCCAACUGAGUUAAAUGUGAACUUGAGAUGGAAAGUUUGAGCCAUGACAUCACAACAUUAACUGCAAAACAGCACUGCAGCAAGCAAGACAUAUGGAAACAAUCACUUCGUUAGGAGAAAUAUGCCCUUUUUUUUAAAAAAAGGAAAAGUUAAGCUAGGACAUGUUCUUUUAGUUAGCGACUUCAGGACACUGAUUUAAUGUUUAUUACAAUUUCAUUUGUAUCUCUUUUACUUUUUUAUAUCCCCGUAUUCUAAAGUAGCAAUAUCAGCAAAAACUGAUGUGAAUUUUUACUUCUGUCCUAAACCAUAGUAAUACAGCUUGAUUAAGAACAUUGCUCAGUGUCAUGUAAAAGUUUUUAAAAUAUCAUCACAUCUCUAGUAAAACUGUGGUUUGCAGACAGCAAAUGCUUUUAAUUUGAAGGCCGAAAAGUAAACAUACCUUGUUUUUUAAUCUUAAUUUCACUGAACAAAAUUGGUUGGAAUCUCUUUGCUGAGCACUGAAACUGUGGUUUUGAGAACUUCAGUCUUCUCUAGCACUUUUACAUGUACUGUUCUGUGCCACUGUGCUCCCAAGUCUGAGAGAAAAGUGAAAGGAAAAUGUUAUGUUGUGCUUAUUGGACAAGUCUUUAAGAAAGCAAAUGUGUGCAUUCGCUGACUGUAUUUAAUAGCAUCAAGGUUUGUUGACAGUUUUAUUAGAUGUUUGACAAAGAAUAAGGAUCAGCACAACAGAACAUUAGAUACUCAGUUUUAGUAUUUCUUUGUGGGUAUUGUUAAUAUUUUAAUGCAAAAUGUUUUUGAACAGUGCUUAAAAACUACAGGACAAUGUGAAACUGAAAUUAAUGUUUGAUAAAUUAAUACUGUAUGUUGCUCAAAUGUGUUACUUUAGUAAAUUGUUUUAUUUCUUUACAAAAUAAGUACAAAUAAGGAAUUAUGUUUUCACACAAAUUGGGGUAUUUACCAGUAUGUACAGAAAUAAUCAAAAUAACAUAAUUCUAAUAAACACAAGGUCUUUAUAAACAAUAUGUACACAUCAUCAGUACAUUUAAAA
This is a messenger RNA of Gopherus flavomarginatus (Mexican gopher tortoise), 5923 nucleotides long. It is a transcript of the gene KCTD15, whose product is annotated as potassium channel tetramerization domain containing 15. Bases 1458 to 2228 code for a protein of 256 amino acids. Gene Ontology annotation, molecular function: protein binding. Gene Ontology annotation, biological process: protein homooligomerization. Lineage: Eukaryota; Metazoa; Chordata; Testudines; Testudinidae. The transcript has 6 exons. The record is from RefSeq and is a predicted model, not a curated record.